AAGCAACUGGGACAUAGCGGAGAGCGAAAAAGGAGAGGAGGGGGUAGAAGAAAGAGGAAUUAAAAAAGAAAAGGAAGAAAGAUACAGGGAGGGAGGGUGCGAGAGAGAGAGAGAGCGCGAUAAAAAAAGAAAGAUGACAUCCUGUGAAUUGAAGCGCCGAGGUGGAGCGUCGGGCUGCGGCCGGGCUCGAGUGUUAUUCUUCAGGGUCAGGGUUUGAAUUCUACAGCGAGGCUUCGACCUACACUCGAUUGGCCUGUCGGGGAAAUCGAGGGGAAAACACAGAUUUAUCCACAGCAGACUUUAAGUUUUACUGUUUCAAAUGAGACAAUCGCAUUACGUGUAACCGUUAUUUUAACGUCUAUAUGCAUCAUCUCCUGUUUUAUAAUGCAUGGUAUUACAGUUUGGAAAUUGAUCUUAACACUGGUUUCGUAUGCAUAUAUAGUUUUAAAGUAAUUUAAAUGGAUAAAUACUACGUUAUUGUGAUUAACGGUUCGCAAAUAAGGGUUAAAUAGCAGCAAAGUGAAAAACAGUGUUCACAUUUGCCUGGAAAUCUGGGUUGGUUAUAAAAAAAGGUUUUAACCUUUGAAAAAUAGCUGAAACCACUUCUAAACGUUCAUUAUUUGCAAAAUACAGACGAUUUAAGGGACGCCAAUGAGGCGCUAUUAAUCAUACUAUCGUGUAGUUGAUGAUAUUCAUCGGUCUGGAACAAAAUGGAUGCCGCGUGGAGCAAUUUUCUAUUUCAGACCACACCUUCUCAGUCCCAAGUGGAGGGCACCCUCCAAUCAGAACUUCUGACUGUCCACACGACCUCUCCUGAAACCCCACCCACUGAACACAUUGCCCCGCCACCAUCGACAGUGGACACUGCAGUUCUCAAUGAAGACCAUGUACCUGAGAAACCAGUGUCCAGACCAGCCCGUGCGGCUCAUAUCUGCUCCAUCUGUGGCAAGCAGUUCAAGAACAGCUACAACUUGCGGCGUCAUCAAUCCGUCCAUACUGGUAUCCGCAUGAAGGGGAGCUCCCAGAGCCAAAAUGCUGUGGCCAAAGAGAGUACAGAAAGGCACACAGUCCCUCUCUCUCUCCUCCACCUCUCCAUGCCCCAGCAGCAACCCCAAACACUCCCUCUUCUUACUGUACUGCCCCCUCAACACACACAAGUUCUGGCCACUCAAGAUGGAAACGAAAUUGCCAUGGAGAGUGUGGCAUCCACUGUGACCGCCCUCCCGCCUCCUUCACCUGUUGUCAUAGCAACAGGGGAGUCUUUACAGAGGCCAGUAAACCAGAACCCCAACACUGUGCGUAAAAACCAUGCAUGUGAGACCUGCGGUAAAGCAUUUAGAGACGUGUAUCACCUGAACAGACAUAGGCUCUCCCACUCAGACGAGAAGCCAUUCUCCUGCCCCAUCUGCCAGCAGCGUUUCAAGCGGAAAGACCGCAUGAGCCAUCAUGUCAAAUCCCACCAGGGUGGAGUGGAGAAGCCCUACAUUUGCCCACAUUGUGCUAAAGCUUUCUCAAGGCCUGAUCAUCUUAACAGUCAUGUUAGACAGGUCCAUUCUUCAGAAAGACCCUUCAAAUGCCCGACAUGUGAAUCGAGCUUUGCCACACGGGACAGACUGAGAGCACACAUGAUCAGACAUGAAGAAAAGGUUCCAUGUCACAUUUGUGGCAAGCUGCUGUCUGCUGCCUACAUCACAGAUCACAUGAGGGUGCACAACCAAUCACAGCAUCACACUUGCCACCUCUGCAAUCGCAGUUUCACCACACUGACGUACCUGCGUGUUCACGCUCAAAAGCACCACGGUCAGGAGUGGAAGGAGAGCGGAGGAGGGUUUGGCACCUCAGGGUCUGGCGGUGUUCUGGUUUGUCAGCUGUGUGGUGUGCACUGCAAGACCCCCACACAGCUGCAAGGCCACAUGGGUACCCACAAUCCCCCAGUGAGUGACCCCAACCCUAUUAACACCACCACCACCACCAGCGAAGCAGUGCCGGGAAGCACGGUCACUUUGUGCAACAUGGUGUCGACACCUACAGUGUUUGUCAGUGGAAACACGGUUGUGGACCUGCUAGUGACCGACUGCUCCAGCAUCAUCCCGCAACCUCAAAGCUAGCAGAGCAGGCUUGAACUACACACAAGCUAGUAACAAUAUUUACAACGGAGCAUAGUUAAACCUGUAUGACUCAAAAGAGCCAUUUGUGAUUAAACACUAAAGAAGCCAAGGACAAACUGUGAAAGAAAGGAAUUUUAAAUGAAAGUUCAUCAUGUUUUUAUGACAUGCAACACGUAUGUACAAUGACAACUGCUGUAGCAUGACGCAUAUUGAAAAAAAAUACACCUGAAUGAUGCACAUAACAAGACACGUAGUUGCAAAACACUUAUCCCUCCUAAAACUAGUUAGUUUUUCCAAGUAAUAUGUAUAUUUUCUGGUCUUGCUGAGGGGGCAGGAGGACAAUUUUUGUCUUUCAAAGCGGUCUUGGCUUGACCAGAGGGAUCAGGGCAUAGUGAUGGACAAAGACACAAGCAGAGAGCACAGUUUCUUCAGUGUAAUGCUAACAGAAAAAAGCUUUCACUGACUUGAUUCACUUAGUUGCUUUCUUCUUUUUAUAUGUUUCGUUUGCAUUGCUACUACAGGACUUCUUGAUGAUAAUGUGACUGUGUAUUUCUACUGUACAUCUUCUGCCCAUUGUUAUCAUUGGCUAGACCUGUAAACCUGGCUCAGGAUGGAUUUAUAAGGAAAUCAACAAUUGAAAGAAGGUAGAAAAGUCGCAGAAAUCCAAGAGUUAAACUUCCAAAUUAUUUUAUUUAAUGGCAUGGUCUUUACUAGCAUGCACACACUAAGUGAUAUGUGUAGUUUUUGUUGUGUGUACUGAUAGUAUCGGUGCAGUACUGGCCAAAUAACUAAACUCGUGUCAGUAUAACAAUUAUCCAGACUACCAAAAGUAAAUUCACAAGUAUUAAUUUAGCCACGAGUUAAAUGCUUGUGGAAGAUUGUGAUAAAUUCUGCUUUUUGGGUGAAGGUUCAGUUUGUUCCAUCACCAAGGAGCAGUGAACGUGUUGGUUUGAGAAAGUGACCUUGUAAUUACUGUGAUGGCACAACCUGGCAUCAUUUGUUAACUGCCCACAAAGGACAGGAGAUCAAUUGUAAUACAUUUACGAAAAGUUUAAAAGUGUCAGGUGUUUUGCGUGAAGAAGAUUGAUAACAAGGAAAUCGCAUAAAUAGCAUAGGGUAAAGUGGCCUAAAAUAAAUAAAAUGAUCAUAUUUUAUGAGAAACUAUAGCUGUGUAUUGUAAAUGCUUAAGUUUGUGCUUGAUGUAAACACACCCAGAAUUGAUUUUCUAAAGUAUUUGUCAAAAACUAAUACUAAUUUUAAAAACAAAAUGGAAAAUCGAUUUCUAUUUUACAGUUAUAACAGUGAUGUUUGCAUUGAGUAUAAGUAUUUGGCCAUGACUGUAUGUGUGGAUGGAUAGGCGUUUGGUGGAUUUGAUAGGCGUGUUUAGUGGCUUAGUGAUACAGCAAUCCCCUUGUCUUUUAAAAUGUUCAUGUUUUUCGUCCUCUGUUUCUCUUCUGUGCUUUUUCUGAUAUAUAUAUAUAUAGACCAUGAUUAAAACUUCAAAAUCUCCACCUGAUUUUUGGAUCCGUUUAGAUUAGUGCUUCUGGAUGAGGCCCUGUCUCUGACCAAUUUGGAGAUCUUUGUACAAUUAUGAUCCUGCCUGUGAAAACCAAGACUCAUAGCAUCAAAGUUUAAUUUCACCACAUUGAUUUAAAUUUUUGAUAUGACCUUACUCUGUCAAUAUUAAAGAUACCAAGGAUAUAUUUUCACAGAAUGUUCUUUACAUUAUGCAGGAUGAUUUGAUGUAGACGACAGUAAAACACACACAAAAAAAGACUUGAGCUUGGUUUUUACUGGCAGGGUCACAAAUUCUAUGAUCCUAAGCCAAAAUUGGUAGUCUUGAAUCACUUGACAUGUUCAGCAACUGUUGAUUAAUGACUAUUGUGAUCGGUUUUUAGCUCUGAUAAAGAUUUGGAGCCACAGUCCUGCAGUGUUGCUUCCUUUGCCUACUUGCUUGUGUCUGCUUUUAAACAAGACUUUGCUGUUGUGCAGUCUGACAUUAAUGACAGCUGAGAUCCCACAAUGAGACAUGACUUGUAGCUGGGAUUGUAUUCGUACAGUUUAAGAAACAGCAAUUGUAAUGGUCUAGAAAAAUUGCGUGCACCUACUUUAUCCUUAGCGACUGUCCAUCAAAAAUGAGUGCAACUGUUGUAACUGCAUUCACUAAGAAUAUUAUCAAACAACUUAUUCGUAUAUGAUGUUUUCAUUUUUUUCUGGUUUGAAUGGUGUGUUUAAUGAAGGGCUUAAUCAUAUUUGUUUAAGUGUAAUUGAGAAUAACACCGAGACAUAACACUCUUUACUAGGUCAAGGUUUCAAAACAGUAUAUAAAAAAAAGAAUUGUCUUGCUUCCUGGAUUUGUACUGGAGUGUUGGAUCAGUUUAGUGUUGGUACUGUAUACUGAUAUACCUGGUUAGACAUUAACUUCAUUUUAAAAUGAAACUUGUUCUUCCUGUUUAAAAAUGUAGUUGUUUUUAUAAAGGUAAAAUUUUAUUUAGGUUCUUUAUAAUUUAGCGUUGAUAUGAAAUAAUACCUCUAAUCUCUGUAAGCUCUGACAAUGCAUCUUAAUGCCAUAUUGUACACUACCACAUUUAAUUCGUCAAACUCUGAAACUAUUUUAAAUUAUUGUCAGUGAACAGGGAAAGAACCAUGAUGGGAUGUAUUUAUAUUUAUAUUUUUAUAUUUCUCCGCAGUAUGCAUGUCUAUAUACAGAGCAAAACAAAAUGUUGAUGCUUACCAUGACCAUUAAUAUUGUUAUUAUUAUUUUGUAGAUUAUGUUAGACCAUGUUAUCAUUUUGUAAUUUUGACUAUUAAAAAGAAAAUUAGGUAAUUCUCUCUGGCUCAGGCGACUAGUAAUGUGAAAAUUUGAGUGCUGAUGUGAGCUGAUGUGUUUGUGUGUAAGAGGUCUGACCUUGAUUUUUCUGUUUCCAUUAACUUCAUCUAUAAAAUUAAUCCAUAUCAUUUUACCAAAACUUUCUGAAGUUUAAAUGGGGCUAUAUUCACUGAGAAAACUGAAGUAAAAUUGUAGAUUAAA
This is a messenger RNA of Paramisgurnus dabryanus, 5139 nucleotides long. It is a transcript of the gene mazb, whose product is annotated as MYC-associated zinc finger protein b (purine-binding transcription factor). Gene Ontology annotation, molecular function: RNA polymerase II cis-regulatory region sequence-specific DNA binding; DNA-binding transcription activator activity, RNA polymerase II-specific. Gene Ontology annotation, biological process: regulation of transcription by RNA polymerase II. The record is from RefSeq and is a predicted model, not a curated record. Gene Ontology annotation, cellular component: nucleus. Lineage: Eukaryota; Metazoa; Chordata; Actinopteri; Cypriniformes; Cobitidae.